AUGGUCCACCUCGUCCUCUCCACCACUAGGGGCAACUCUGGCAACCGCUACUUCCCCCACCAGGGCUAUCUCGGCCUCACCCCGGUCCGCGUCGAGGGCGUCGUGCGCACAAAACUAGACGAGGAUGGCAAACCCAUCCCCGCGCGCGCCAUUUCCAUCUCCAUUCGUUGCUACCAGUCGCGCCUCACGCGCUCGCGCAAUUUCCGCUCGACCCUCGUCGCCGACCUCACCGACGUGCUGUGGCAGAAGCCGCCCGACAAGGACUAUGCGGACGUCGCGGAGAUGGAGUUUCCCUUCAAGCUCACCCUUCCAAAACGGACGCCCGGUUUCAGCACAGCAAACUACCAAGACUACCGCAUAUUCUGGCGGUUAGAAGCAGUGCUGGAUCAUGUGGAUAUUCCACGCGUCGGCUCCCGCAUUGUCCGCUAUUACGACCUCGGCCUCGUCCGCUAUGACUUGCCGCCCUCCCUCAGCCCUCCAUCAAAUCCCCCGACGUCCCCCCAUGCGCUACUCCAUCAAACGUCCAAGCCUCGCGCACCUGUCGUACGUUAUAACGUCUCCAUCCCCACGCUUCCUGUAGGCCCGUCCGACAUAAUCUUCACGACUCUCUCUCUGCAACCGCUAGACCCGAGCGUCACCGUUCGCAGUGCUACUGUAUCCGUAGAGCGACGAAUUGAUCUCCAUAAUAUUCCCGCCGCUCCCACUCCACUCGUAACAGCAGGGAUCAACUACUCGGCAGCCGCUUCCCCGUCCCCCAUCACUACCUUCUCACCCUCCUCCCUAACUCCCUCGUCUCUCUCACUCUCAGAGAACAGCUCAGACAGUGCUACGACGCCUACGAACCCGCAGUUUCUUCGUGAUCCUACAGCCUCCUCGUCUUCUUCAAAUCGAAGUUUCACUACGUUCGACUCUGCGACCAGCCUCACCUCGGGCUCAUCAACUCGCCCACUGCUGUCUCCCUCGACGUCCGGCGGACAGACGUCGCCCAUCCCCAUUCCCCGGCCACAGUCCUACGCCAUGCCCCCACCGUCCCCCUCCUCGUCAACAUUCAUGCCCCCACUUUCUCCGUCCUCGUCUGCGUCUUCAGAACAGCUGUUGAAGACAUUCACCGCGACACUUGUCUCCGCUGAGUCUACCUCUUUCGCGCGCGAUCCCUCAGGUAUCUGGUCAAACACUCUGACACUUCAAUGGCCGGAGAACCGCGGACACUACCGGUGGGCAGUCGGCGAGACCAUGCAGAGCGACUUCGCGUCGGUACGUUUCUUCGUGCGAAUCAGGGUGCUCGUGCACGGUCCGGGAGGCACCGACACAUUGGAGCUCGAGCCGAAAGAACUUACUGUCGUUCCGACGAACGGGGCGGACCGGCGAACCGCGAUGGAAAAGUGGGCUGAGCAGAAGGAGAGCGCGCUUCGGAGCAAGUCGAAGAGCCCUUGGCGACGGCGCGGCGAGGAGGCGAGCGUCGACGGCACGAGCACGAGUAGCAAGGAGCGCGGCCAUGCACACGGCCACGGCCACGGCCUGCCCUCGCCCCCGCAGACCCCGGCGCAUUCAAUCGAGGGCACGAGCUCUCGGCCACCGCCCUCCUCGGCGCACGCGUCGAGCAGCCCCAAGCCGCGGAAAAAGUCUUCACGGAGACCACACACAUCCGCCGGACCGCGGGACAAGGCUCACUUCGCGUACAGCGCGCCGGCGGAGAUUGGUCUGCGCUCAGACCCGGACCACGACGCGGUCGCGAGCCGGGCCUCGGGCUCGAGCUCGUCUACUUCCCAAGGACACAGCAGCACACAUGUGGGAAGACGCUUCAAGGAGACCGGGCUGGGCGAGAGCAUGCUGUACGCCGUGGAGAUGGUGAAGGGCAAGACGCGCGCGCGCGAGGGCGAGAAGCGCGCACGCGACUCGAGCACGAGCCAGGAGGAGCGCGAGCGGCGGGAGCGCCUCAAGAGCACGGGGCUGCAGCUCGGGCUCGAGCGCGACCAGGUGCGCGCGUGGGAGGAGGAGCUCGCGCGCAUCGAGCUGCAGUCGCGCCGGAGCAGCGCGAGCAUGCUCGGGUCGUGGGGCCUCUCGCGCCGACGCAAUGGCGGGUAGUUGCCGGGCCCGAGCCAAGUUUCGUUCCCCCAUGGACUUCGCGGGCGCGCGCCUCGUGCGGACGUUGUUGGUUCGCAGACGUGCUCCAUCUUUUCUGUUUCGACUCCAUGCGAUCUUCUCUGACGGCCGCCCGACCGUGGCGGCGCCCCUGCCCCAACCGUUCCCCUUCGCUUUCGCGCCGUGGGCCCCUUGGCUCUGCGGGUAUCGAUUCUUCCUUUUCGCCGCCCUGCUGCGUGCGCUCUGCCUGCUUAUUGUUGCAUUCGACCGGAUUUGUCGUCUGUGUGUCAUCGCUCUCGUACUGGAUUCGCUCCUGUUGUCGUAUAGUAUUGUCGUACUCAUUCCCCACUCGCACCCGUCCGCACAUACGUAUACUCACUCGGUCUCACCUGCAUUAUUCCCCCGGUCUUGUCCAUCCACCCCAUCGCGCAUCCCCACCACCACCGUCAUCCGAAUCUGCACCCGUCCCUGCGCGCUCGUGCCCGCGAGCGCCGCUGUAAUAUUAUUAUACCG
Messenger RNA from Trametes versicolor FP-101664 SS1, 2595 nucleotides. RefSeq lists its product as uncharacterized. NCBI's taxonomy places the organism in Eukaryota, Fungi, Basidiomycota, Agaricomycetes, Polyporales, Polyporaceae. The record is from RefSeq and is a predicted model, not a curated record. The transcript is spliced from 3 exons. Bases 1 to 2085 code for a protein of 694 amino acids.